Molecule: messenger RNA, 2109 nt
Organism: Dimorphilus gyrociliatus
Lineage: Eukaryota; Metazoa; Annelida; Polychaeta; Dinophilidae
Source: the annotation of a GenBank genome assembly
AAUGGAUUCUGAUAUAACACAAGAUGUGUCGAAGAAAUUUCUUAUGAUAGUUGAUAAUAAAAUUAAAGAUUCCGUUCAAUCUGAAGACUCUCGACAAUUCAUUCAAUUACGACAUCCUCGUAGCGAUGAAGCUUUCAUGGUUUAUGUAUCGUUUGAAAAGAAUAAGAUUCUUGUUUACGAAGUCCUAAAAUUUGAGGAGCAAUACAGAUCGUGGUUUAUUGAUGAUGAAGUUCAAUCAGACGGUUCGUUGUAUUUAAUAACACCAAUUGACUUAAGAUUCAUUAUACUUCCGUACCUUUUAAAAAAAUCUUCGCAAUAUAUGCAAAUUGAAGAGAUUCUUAGUGAUGAAGAAUAUGAUAAUCUACAAGUUUUUAUGUCUCCUCCGAACGUAAUAGAAUCCUUAAGAACCAUCUGUGAUGUUAAAGAUAUCGGAGACACUUGUGUCUUAAAGUACUCGGAGGAAAAAUGUUUAGAUUGGCUUAAACUUAAAAUUGAAAAGUUAUCAAAUUAUUUAAAGGAUCGACCACAGAGUGUCGAAUACUCAGCUUGUGCAAGUAAUUACGUAAAAUCUUUAAAAGAAGAGAAAGCUACUACAGAUCUUGUGGCCUAUUCUUGUGGUAUGUUUAGUGAGUAUCUACCAAAUGAAGUAGAAGAAAAGCUAAAGAAAAUUUUAGGCAUUAAAGAAGUCGUUAUGCGUAAAAUUGAAAAUCAAAAAAGAAAAUCUAACUCUUCCGCUGGUCCGAAUGAAGAUUAUACGGAAACAAUUGAAAGCACUGCUAAAAAAUCGGGAGGAAAAGACAAGAAGGAUAUUUCUCAAUCGUUGGACAUUUCUCACUUGUUAUUUAAUGCAAAUGAUUCUAACAUUGUUGAACAAGAAUGUAAGAAUGCCGAUGAUAGAGAUGAAGAUUCUCAUUUUUCGGAUAGUGAUGAGACAUUAGAAAAAUUCAAGGAAUCUAUAAAAUCAUUUGAAACUGCUAAACCUUUUGUUAAAAAAAGGAAAAAUCCAUACAGAAAAGAUUUAGAUAGUAUUACAAAUAGAUUAUUUAAAUUAAUAAUUAGAAGGAAGAAAAAGAAAAAGAACGCUCUAGUAAAUAAGACGGCAUCCCAAGAUUUAUACUCUAUACAAGAGGGAAUUCACGAGAUUGAUAAUAAAGUUGAGAGAAGAUCAACUUUGAAAGUAUUUUUUCAAAAAUUAUCUUUUACUAAAAACAAAUCCAAGAAUAAAUCUUGUGACAAAACUUCCGCUUAUCAAUUAGAUAACGUUCAAGGCGAUCCAUCUGAUUCUGGUCAAUUGGUCAACGGAGCUAACAGGCGGAGAAAUUCUUUAUCCUCUAGUCUUGGUUUGAAAUCUAAAACGCGUAUUGUUGAUAAUUCUCCGAGUUUUAAUUUUGGUCGUUUCUUUUAUAAGAAGAAUCAAAACGUUUCUACAGAAUUUACUAAAAAUUUUAAUUGUGAAAAUCUACAGAAGACAUAGAUGGCAAAGGGAAUUUUACAUUGUUUGUGCGUUUGUCCAAGCAAAGUAGGUUGUUUUUAUUUUAAUUGACAAGAAACAGGACCAAAUAUGUUUUUAAAACAAUUUCAAAUGAAGCGCGAAAAAAAACUUAUUAUUUAGUGCGGUCCUUGUCUUUGUGCGCAUGCGUUGCUUGAAUUUACUCGAUACCGGAAAGUCGUUUGCCACGUAAGAAAAAUGCCUGAAAGUGUCUUUACGGUUUGCCAGAAAUUUCUUGAGAAAUAUUCACAAACAACUCCUAAAAAGUUGAAAAUCAUCGAUGUCUACCUUGGGUAUAUUCUAUUGACUGGGAUCAUCCAGUUUGUGUACUGUUGCUUGGUCGGCACUUUUCCGUUUAACUCUUUCUUGUCCGGUUUCAUCUCAACCGUUGGAAGUUUUGUCUUGGGAGUAUGCUUGAGGUUACAAGUAAAUCCAGAUAACAAAACGGACUUCGCUGGAAUUAGUCCCGAAAGAGCCUUUGCCGACUUCAUCUUUGCGCAUGUCAUUCUUCAUUUGGUUGUAGUAAACUUUAUUGGAUAAGUUUUUGUCGGAUGAUAGAAUUUAGAGAAAUUGUUUAAAAGAAUUCGACAGUUUGUUAAUAAAAAUCAUACAAAAAAAAA